AUAAGUUAUCUAUGGACGCACCGGCCAAUGACCAUCUCAUCGUCGUCCUCUACCGCGUAGUUUUUACCCGCGCAAACAUCGUGCGGCGAAAAAAAAAAAUAAGUCGUGUUUAAUCACGAUUGUAUCUACUGAUUUGGCGUGGAAUUUGCAUGAAUUAACCGAAGAUGAUGGAUUCUGACAAAAGUGAUAACGGCGAAAGUCAGACAACUGGAAAAAGAAUGCGGGAAGAUAAUUCUGGGGAUGAAAAAUGCGAUCUUCCAAGUAAACGACCACGUAGUGAAUCAGUGGAGCCUACAGAGCCUGUUGACAGUAAAAAAGAUGUAAUUACUCAGGUAACAAAUGGUGAUACGUCACCUUCAAAAGAACAUACAGAUACCAACAAGGUGGUAGAUGAUGAACAUAAGAAUGGUGAAACUAAUGAAACCGAUGAUCAUAUCAAGCCAAACACAAAAGACGAAGGUCCCGUAAAUUCACCAGAGCCCGUUGAGGUAAUUGAAAAAAAAAAUGAAGAUAUAAUGAAAGAAGAAGUUAUCAAAAUUGAUACAAAAACAGAAAAUGAACCGAUUAAGGAGAAAAGUAUCGAUUCAGAAGUGGUAGAUGGGUUGGAACUGUCAGUUGAAUGUGCCAGUGACAAGGAAGCCUCGAGUUCGGAAAAUGAUGAAGAAAAAGCUUCUAAACCAAGACCUAAAACAAUAAUUGUCACAGCAGAACCGAAUGAUUCCGAGUUAGAAGUUGGCUCGUCUGAAGCAGAAAGGUCAGACAACGAUCACAAAGUUACGGAGAAUGAUGUGAAAACUAAAAAGCGUACAGGAAAAAGAAAAUCAUUUACGAAAGUGGCUAGUUCACGAUCGGAAGAUAGUCUGGAUAGCAAUUCCGAUGAUGAAGAUUACAGUCCUCAGAAUAAGAAAAAGUUGAAGAAGGCUGCAACUCCUAAAAAGGUGACACCUCGCAAAAUGAAGCCUAAAAAAGACCAAAAAAGUGUUGAGAAAUCUGUCACAGAGUCUGACUCUAAUUCCGAACAAUCCAAAUCGGAUGAUGAAGACAUGAAUCUAGCGGAUAGAGCAAAGAAAAGGUCUGCUAAGAAUGUAAGUAAGACUUUGAAGAAAGAUGAAAGUCAUUCGGAAGGCUCCGAUGAAGCUGAUGAUAUGAGUGAUAGUGACGAUAAGAAUAAGAAAAACGGAAAACGGAAGAGUAAAAAUCAGGAUCCGAAUAGCGACAAAAAGAUACAAAAGCUGAAGAAAUGUAUAUCAACAGCUGGUAUACGUAUUAAAUAUCAAGAUCUGUGGUCGGGUUGCACAUCCAACAGGCAACGGGUAAUGAGAAUGCAGAAACUAUUACAAGACCGAGGAAUACAAGGAAUCCCAACUUUGGACAAGUGUAAAAAGUUGAAAGUUAAAAAUGUGACGAAAAAGGAAGUUGCUGAACUAGAUCAGAGCAAUAUCAUAAGCGAAGGUCGUGUUACUCGAUCUAGAAGAUCUGAGAGCAAUAAAGAGGGCACACCCACGCCUACUAAACAACGCGAAGUUCGCAAGAUUUUAAAGCGCAUCCAGCCUGUCUGUGACAGUGAUACCGAAUAGAAUAGAAUUUGAAAAUUGUUAUCUUUUAUAAAAAAAAAAAGAAACAAAAAAAAAUAUAUAUCUGGCUAAGUUCAUUGUCAUUAUUUGCAUUUACAUUAGGUCUUA
Messenger RNA from Diprion similis, 1682 nucleotides. Its product is annotated as HIRA-interacting protein 3-like. The record is from RefSeq and is a predicted model, not a curated record. The coding region runs from base 165 to 1577 and encodes 470 amino acids. Gene Ontology annotation, cellular component: nucleus. NCBI's taxonomy places the organism in Eukaryota, Metazoa, Arthropoda, Insecta, Hymenoptera, Diprionidae. The transcript is spliced from 5 exons.